GAUUGGGACACCUGAAUUACAUGAUAGGGAGGGGAUUGGGACACCUGAAUCACAUGAUAGGGAGGGGAUUGGGACACCUGAAUCACAUGAUAGGGAGGGGAUUGGGACACCUGAAUCACAUGAUUGGGAGGGGAUUGGAACACCUGAAUCACAUGAUUGGGAGGGGAUUGGAACACCUGAAUCACAUGAUUGGGAGGGGAUUGGAACACCUGAAUCACAUGAUACGGAGGGGAUUGGAACACCUGAAUCACAUGAUAUGGAGGGGCUUAGAACACCUG
This is a messenger RNA of Staurois parvus, 278 nucleotides long. The record is from the annotation of a GenBank genome assembly. NCBI's taxonomy places the organism in Eukaryota, Metazoa, Chordata, Amphibia, Anura, Ranidae.